Ruditapes philippinarum (Manila clam) is the source of this 4731-nucleotide messenger RNA. RefSeq lists its product as uncharacterized. NCBI's taxonomy places the organism in Eukaryota, Metazoa, Mollusca, Bivalvia, Venerida, Veneridae. The transcript has 11 exons. The coding region runs from base 195 to 1718 and encodes 507 amino acids. The record is from RefSeq and is a predicted model, not a curated record.
AUUUUACUUCAGUACUUUUAACAAGGAUGCAAUCUUAAGUGCGUUUGUGUUCUAAAUAUAAUAUUCUUAGCGGAAAAAGGUGGUUAUGAUUGUAAUGCAAACUUUACAUAUGUUGAUUUUGUUUUGCAAACGAAAUACAAUUUUAUAGAAAUAGACAUAAACGGUGUUGAAAUGUAUUUCCUUUUCGCAAUGAUAUGGUGUUUAUUAGGAUUCCUACCGGAUUUGAAAUACUUGCGGAAAAAGAGCUCAUUGUAGACCAAGCCACUUCAGGUGAACGACCCAUCCAGACUACACACCUACGUAAUGAUGUUUUCUAUGAAUUAAGCGAAUAUUAUUAUUGUUUAAUUAUAGGUUAUGUUGCAUCGAGCUGUUACAAUCCACCUUCAGAUUUGUGUAGCAAUAAGUUUAUUGAAAUGCCAAAAUUAGUUUCGAGAGACCCGUCAAUUAUUUUCACCAACAAAACGUCUCACUGGAAGUUUUGUGACGUGUAUGCGAUUGACACAAAUAAAUGGUACAAAAGUGAAAGCCCCAUGACCUCACACUGUCCGUCAAUGUACAUGUGCGGAACAAAGUUUCCCAUUUGGAUGAAUGGUCAGAACCCAAGGCAAGAAGAAGGAUUGGUAAACAGGACCUCUUGCAUAAGACACUUUGAAAGCUGUUGUUUUCGUACCUACAGACUGUCCGCUGUCAACUGUGGACAGUUCAUGGCCUACUGUUUCGUCCAUUUACCAACCAGUUGUCACCAGAGAUAUUGUUUUGAUAAUGACUUUACGACAACAUCUAGACCAACACAGAUAUCGACACUUACAGCCAUGAACACAGUGAAGUUUUCGGGCACUUCGAUUUCACAGAAAAGCACAUAUGUUUCUUAUAUCGAGGAAAAGCAAACAUCGACAACUGCUGCAUCGACAUGCUUUGAUACAUCUUCAGAUAUAUGCUUACUGGAGAUGUCAGAAGUUCCUAACUUAGAAUCAAGAAGUCCGUCUUACACUAUCAACAUCGUAACGUCUAACUUGAAAUUUUGUGACAUGUAUGAAAUACACGCAAAUAAAUGGUACAGAAGUCAAAGCCCAAUGAGCACGAGUUGUCCUUCAAUGUACAUGUGUGGAACGAAGUUUCCAAUUUGGAUGUACGGUCAGAAUCCAAAACCGGAAGAUGGGCUAGUAAACAGGACGUCAUGUUUAAGGAACUUUGACAAUAGUUGUCUCACCACCUACAGAGUGUCUGCUGUUAACUGUGGGUGGUUCAUGGCUUACUGUUUUAUAGAUUUGCCUUCCGGUUGCCCUCAGAGAUAUUGCUUCGAUAAUGUUCUUAUGUCUACGACAACACCACCACACACGUCAAUACUUACGGACAAAAACAGCCGUAGUAGCAAUACAAAUGCGCACAAAGUAUCAGAUGAGAGUCAAACACCAUUUGUUUUGAGUGACAAAGAGCUGUUGACCAUAACAGUUGCAUUAAUUGGACUUAUGACCGCGACUGUUAUCGGGUUACUGACGCUCAUCAUUCGACGUAAGAGUGUGCCGAUGAUGAACGAUAAGAUUGGUAAAAUCAACAUUGAUACUGACCCGUUGAAGCAGCCGGUCCAUACUUUUAUUAACGAUGAUGAUGCUGGACAUAUGUAUGAAACUAUUCAAUGCGAUAAAACAGUCCCGCUUGAACAAAGUAAUGACAAACCCAAAGAAUCAGAGUAUCUGACACCGGCCUUUGGUUUAUGACACCACCGUUGAUGACAGAACUGAUGAAAAAUUUACAAACGUCGAGAAUGAUCUACACCGUGAAGAAAACUACUAAAUAAAACUGUUUUGAACUAAAGUAUACCUUAAGUUAAUACUUAAGACAAUAUACAGUAAUAAAUUCCAGAAAAAUGUAGAUAUCUGUCAAAGAUAUACUAUGUUCAUCCUCUAGUAAAAUAUUUCAAUCACAGAAAUUGAUUUAAUUCUAUGAAAUUCUUACCGCAUAUGUUUAAUUGAAAAAAAAGGAUAUACAAUGUAUUGGAAGAAGCUGCGUUCCCUGCGUUCCCCAUUAACGGUCAAAUAAAGUUGGUAUUGUCUUAAAAAACUUACAAUUUUUAAUGACACAAUAUUGUGACGACCUUUAUAAUGUGUAGUAUUUUGAACAUAACAUAUCUACUUUGUGUUAAACCAAAAUUUAUAUUUACAAAAAGAAUGUGUAGCAAUUAUAAAUAUUUUCUGGUAUUAAAUUUGAGCAUAGUAUAUCUUGAAGUUAUAAAUAUUUUUUUCAUUAGAUAAUUAUAGUUAUUAAUAUUCUUAUAAAGAAUAAGGAAAAAAGAAAAUUUUUAAGUACAUAAACAUCUCAAAAAAGAUAUUGUAAAUAUUCUUAGUUUGCUUAUUGUGAAGAUAAUCAAAUUUCUUCACUUUGCUUUUUAAAAUACAGUUUACUUCAUUCAGUUUUCCGUUGGCUAUUGUACAUGUAUAUAUAUUUAGGUUUCAGUUUUACUUUCUGAUCCUUUUAGAACAUUUUGUAUGCACCAACAACAACUAAACGGUUGUAAAUGUAUUAUCACGCUAAACGCUUAUCAAAUAUUUGUAUACAUUCUACUACAUCUCGACUCAAAAUAUACACCUGGAAAUAAGUUAAGCACAUCCCCGUUGUGAUUGAAAGCUCUGUCAUGAGAUGAUGACUUUAUUGAGCUACGAAAUAGUAAUGUGAUAAGUAGCGAUACUAAAUUAUAUUUCAUAAUCCAGUAAAUUUAUGUGUUUAGUUCAUUCUUAACCAAAUAAUUGAAGCAUAAGCAAAUGUGUUUUUUUUUACGAACAAUGUAAGCGUUUAUAAGUAUAGUGUUGGAGCGUUUACAAUACAUUUACUGGUGGAGUUUUCUUGGUUAAAUGUUGACAAUUACGUAACCUAAAAUGACCUUAUGUAGCCAAAUAUUAAAUAGCGUGUGUAACCGCCACGUCGUGACCUGAUAAUAGCCUCAACCCUUCUCCUCAUAGUACAGUAAGGCGUCUUAUGCGAUUUUUGACAUAUAGGAGUUACUUUUGUCGGUGUCGGCGUCAUCCGCGUCCCCUUAAGCUUGUCCGGAGCAUAAAACAGUCAUAAGUCGGAUUGACUUCAAACUUGGUAUGCAUUCUUCUUAUAAUGACCCGGAGUGCAGUGCAUAAGAACCGGUACUCUGCACGUCUUAAUUUUUGAGUUAUUGCCCUUUGUUAAAUUUCAUACUUUAUUUUUGUCCGGGCCAUUUCUCCUGAAGUAUUAAAGCUAUGGACAUGAAAUUUUAUAGAAUGAUAGAUAUUAUUAAGAAAAAGUACAGUUCACAAGAAUUGGUACUCUGCAUUUCUUAAUUUUUUGAGUUAUUGCCCUUUGUUAAUUUUCAUACUUAAUUUUUGCCCGGGCCAUUUCUCCUAAAGUAUAAAAGCUAUGGACAUGAAACUUCAUAGGAUGAUAGAUCUCAUUAAGAAGAAGUGCAGUGCACGAGAACUGGUACUCUUUCUUAAUUUUAGAGUUAUUGCCCCUUGUUAAUUUUCAUAAUUUAUUUUUGUCCGGUCCAUUUCUCCUAAAGUUGAAAAGCUAUAAUGGUCUUUAAACUUCAUAUGAUGAUAGAUCUCAUCAAGAAAAAGUGCAGUGUACAAGAACCUUUACUCUGCACUUCUUAUUUUUGAGUUACCCUUUAUUAAUUGUCAUAGUUUAUUUUUGUCCAGGCCAUUUCUCAUACAUUGUAAAAGCUAUGGACUAUAGGAUGAUAUAUCUUAUUGAUAGGAAGUGCAGUGCACAGACACUGCUGCUCUGCACUUUUUAUUUUUUGAGUUAUUGCCCUUUGUUUUUUUGUCCUGGACAUUUUUCCUAAACUAUAUUGUUCACAAGGGAACACAUUCGACUCGCGGAGUUCUAGUUAGGUAGAUUAUGCCAUUCCUGGUGUAGACCUUGUUCCAGUGGCUCAUUUCAGGUGGUUGGAACCUUUGCCUAAAUGAAAUUUGAAAUUUCUGUUGUGGUCAUGUCAAAAUUGAGGCAAAAUGCCGGGUAUGAGGCUAUCAUCGGGGCACGUUUACAACAUUUACCAAAAAAUAUCAACCAGUAAAUAGUUUGUAAAUGCACCAACAUCAUACUUAUAAACACUUACAUUUUUGGUACAUUUCCUUUUGUGUCAAUAAUUUGGUUAAUAAUAAAGUAAACUAAACUCAUAAAUUUACUGGUUUAUGCUUAUGAAAUUGGUAUCGCUACUGAUCACAUUAAAUCUUCUUAGCUUAAUUUAGUCGUCAUCUCAUGACAGUGCUUUCAAUCACAACCAAUUUUUAAUUUCCGGGGUGUGCUUAAUUUACUCCCAGUUGUAAACAUGUAUGCAUGCUUGUUUUGGUUCAUUCAAAGUGUAUGUACAUUGGAUCAUCAAAAUAAUUAGUCAGUACAUUUAAAAAGAAAUAGAAGUUUUAAUAUAUAUAUAUAUAUUAUGUAUGUUGCUUUUAUAUUGAAAUAUGUUGCGCACAAUGUCAUACAUGAUUUCUUGCUAACUUUCUUCUUUUUUCAAUAAAUAUACAAAUAUAUUACAUAGUGCACUUCAAAGUAAGGUUCUGUGACUGAAUGUUUUAGUUUACCUUUCAUUUUAUAUAACAGUUAUUAAAAUAUUUACUAUUAUAAAAGUAAUUAAAGUUAUACCCAGUUAUACAAAAACUAUUUUCUAAUCACAAAAUGACACUUAUAAAUGUGAUAUGCUUACCCGUUCAUCUAUAAACAUAUAUUAAUAAAAUGCUACAAAAUAUACUUCUUUAGAGCUCU